UCACUGGAUCUCCGAGGGGUACAGAAGUCUCAGUGGCUCCCUGGGCCGGCCUCGGACGGUGCUGACAGCGGGCGCCCCCGGCGGACCACCAUCACCCUCUUGCACUCCGUCUUGGCUCGGGGUCCCUGGCGCGCUCUCUCCUUGUCGCCCGCGCUCGCCCUCUCGCCCUCUCGCCGGACGCGCGCUCCCGCUGGCUCCAGACCUGGAGUGCGCCUCUCCCGCGAGUCGGAGGGGCCCCUCGCAGCCUGCAGAGGCAGCCGGCCCCGGGCGCCGAAGGCCAGGGCAGGGCCCCGGUGCACCGCAGAGUGGGCUGUGAUUGGAGGAAGAGCCCGUGCCGGGCGGGCGCCAGCGGGUACAGAGCAGGUGCCUCCCGUCCGCCCCGCGCGCCAAGCUGCGCGCACUGGGUCCCGAAGCGCCCGCGGGCGCCCGGCAGGGGAGCGCACGUCCUUUCGGAUGCAAACGUCCGGAUCCGGGGCGUCUGACGCCGCUGGGAGGGCAGCGAGGCCCCAGGUACCUAUUACACCAUUCCUUGGCGAAGGCUAUUCAGCAGUGGUGACCUCUUCCACUCCAACACUCUACAAAUUAUUAUCUCUGGACUCCCAGCUGACACCCUGCCGGAGGCAAAAGCUACUAAGCCAACUGGAACUGUGCCUUUUCUCUUGUCAAGGUUUUUUUCUUACACAGGAAAAAGAAAGAAAAAAAAAAAGAUGAAGUUGGGCAAAGUGGAAUUCUGCCAUUUUCUGCAGCUAAUAGCUCUUUUCCUGUGUUUUUCUGGGAUGAGUCAAGCAGAACUCUCAAGGUCCAGAUCAAAGCCCUAUUUCCAAUCAGGGAGGUCCCGGACGAAGCGCAGCUGGGUGUGGAAUCAGUUCUUUGUGCUGGAGGAAUACAUGGGUUCAGACCCCCUCUAUGUAGGAAAGCUUCACUCUGAUGUUGAUAAAGGAGAUGGUUCCAUCAAAUACAUCUUGUCAGGCGAAGGGGCAAGUUCCAUUUUCAUUAUUGAUGAGAACACUGGGGAUAUUCACGCUACCAAGAGACUGGAUCGCGAGGAGCAGGCCUACUACACCCUCCGAGCUCAAGCGCUGGACAGGCUCACCAACAAACCCGUGGAGCCCGAGUCUGAGUUUGUCAUCAAAAUUCAGGAUAUCAAUGACAACGAACCCAAAUUUUUGGAUGGUCCAUACACUGCAGGAGUUCCUGAAAUGUCUCCUGUGGGAGUCAUCAAGACUGCCCUUCCAAACAUGGAUAGAGAGGCUAAAGACCAGUAUUUGCUUGUUAUUCAGGCAAAGGAUAUGGUUGGUCAAAAUGGAGGACUUCUAACUUACAAAGUAAUUGUAUUGAUCAAGAUCAGUCAAUAUUUGCCACUGUUUGAUGAAGUUUACCAGGAACUGGAUUUUGAAGCCAAAACAAGUUACACAUUACGGAUAGAAGCUGCAAAUAAAGAUGCCGACCCUCGCUUUCUAAGCUUGGGGCCAUUCAGCGACACGACAACCGUGAAGAUAAUCGUGGAAGAUGUAGAUGAGCCCCCCGUGUUUUCGUCACCUUUGUACCCCAUGGAGGUGUCAGAAGCCACCCAAGUUGGGAAUAUCAUUGGCACCGUAGUGGCUCAUGACCCAGAUUCUUCCAACAGCCCUGUGAGGUAUUCAAUUGACAGAAACACAGACUUGGAGAGAUACUUCAAUAUUGAUGCCAACAGUGGAGUUAUUACAACUGCCAAGUCUUUGGACCGAGAGACAAAUGCUAUUCAUAAUAUCACAGUCCUUGCAAUGGAGAGCCAGAAUCCAUCUCAAGUAGGAAGAGGCUACGUGGCCAUCACUAUACUUGACAUUAAUGACAAUGCCCCUGAAUUUGCCAUGGACUAUGAGACCACUGUCUGUGAAAAUGCCCAGCCAGGGCAGGUCAUCCAGAAAGUCAGUGCGGUUGAUAAAGAUGAGCCAUCCAAUGGACACCAGUUUUACUUCAGCUUAACAACGGAUGCAUCAAAUAAUCACAACUUUUCAUUGAAAGAUAACAAAGACAACACAGCCUCAAUACUAACCAGGAGGAAUGGCUUCAGGAGACAGGAGCAAUCAGUCUACUAUCUGCCGGUUUUCAUUGUGGACAGUGGAUCCCCUUCACUUAGCAGCACCAACACCCUCACUAUCCGUGUCUGUGACUGUGAUGCGGACGGCAUAGCCCAGACCUGCAAUGCGGAGGCCUAUGUCUUACCUGCCGGCCUCAGUACGGGAGCCCUGAUAGCAAUACUCGCCUGUGUCUUGACAUUAUUGGUGUUGAUUCUCCUCAUCGUCACUAUGAGAAGACGGAAAAAAGAGCCCCUUAUUUUUGACGAAGAGAGAGACAUCAGAGAAAACAUCGUUAGAUACGACGACGAGGGCGGGGGAGAGGAAGACACAGAAGCUUUCGACAUGGCUGCGCUGAGAAACCUCAAUGUCAUCCGAGACACCAAGACUCGGAGGGAUGUGACUCCAGAAAUUCAGUUCCUGAGUCGACCGACUUUUAAAAGCAUCCCAGAUAAUGUCAUUUUUAGGGAAUUUAUUUGGGAAAGACUGAAAGAAGCCGAUGUUGACCCCGGCGCUCCCCCGUACGAUUCUUUGCAGACGUACGCGUUUGAGGGCAACGGCUCCGUGGCCGAAUCCCUCAGCUCUUUAGAUUCCAUCAGCUCAAACUCUGAUCAGAACUACGACUACCUGAGUGACUGGGGACCUCGUUUUAAACGACUUGCAGACAUGUAUGGGACUGGCCAAGAGAGCUUGUACUCAUAGCCUUGACACCUUACUUUGAAAUGGACUGAAGAAAAUGUAUCAGCAAAAAAAUCCCCAACUACUUAGAGAAAACAAGAACUCCACUUGCUGGAGAAAAAUGGUUGUAAAUAUUUCUUCGUUUUUAACUAUUUAGGUUUCUGCCUUGGUGAAGCAUAUCUUCAUUAGACUUACCCAAGGGACUUCACUGACCACAGACUCUGAGCAUUUGAAGGUUUUUUGAUAAAAAGAAAUGCUUAGUGGUUUGUGAAUAGAUAGCAACUCUCAUAUACCUGCAAAGGCACCCAGCCUCUAUGAGUAAGUAGUGCCCUGUGUCGUCAGUGAGUCAAGGAUGCCCUGUACAUACCUUUAUGGUACUGUC
Molecule: messenger RNA, 3117 nt
Organism: Propithecus coquereli (Coquerel's sifaka)
Lineage: Eukaryota; Metazoa; Chordata; Mammalia; Primates; Indriidae
Gene: CDH7
Product: cadherin 7, type 2
Exons: 11
Coding region: 708-2759 (683 amino acids)
Biological process (GO): multicellular organism development; homophilic cell-cell adhesion; cell morphogenesis
Cellular component (GO): adherens junction; catenin complex; plasma membrane
Molecular function (GO): cadherin binding; calcium ion binding
Source: RefSeq, a predicted model, not a curated record